AUGAAUCAAAACAAAGAUUUAUUAGAAUAUAGACUUUAUUCUACUUUAAAGAACGAUGUUUACUUUGGAAGAGUACAACCUGAAACUGUAGUCAACACCCAUGACAAUGAUUUCAAGAACUUCCAAUCGUUAUUCAAGAAAAGAUUUGGUGCUGUUCAAGACCCAGGAUUUUCAGAAUAUGUACAAAAAUACACUGAAACCCUUAGUAGACUUGGUGAUAUUUCGGAUAGUUUGUAUAAGAGCACCCAAGAAUACUACAAUCAUUAUGUUAGAAAUAAUAAAGAUAGUUCUUUCUCACCUUGUACUUUGGACUCCAAUGUUUCAAAGAGAAAAGUAAAUGGAAAGUUCACCCCACUUGUCAAAGCCGGUCUAAUGAAUUCUUUCCAAAAGGAUAUUUAUCCAACUAGAGAAAAGAAGUUGAAGCUUGCUAAAAAAUAUUAUCUGACCGAAAAACAAGUCAGUAUCUGGUUCACAAAUUCAAGAAAGAGAAGACUACAGAAAAAAUCCAAAUUAUAA
Messenger RNA from Heterostelium album PN500, 516 nucleotides. RefSeq names its product homeobox domain-containing protein. The transcript has a single exon. The record is from RefSeq and is a predicted model, not a curated record. Gene Ontology annotation, molecular function: DNA binding. The coding region runs from base 1 to 516 and encodes 171 amino acids. Lineage: Eukaryota; Evosea; Eumycetozoa; Acytosteliales; Acytosteliaceae.